AUGGAAAAUGAACUUUUCUACGAAUUAGUUCGUAAAUUAGCUGGUGCUAUUGAAGCUAAAUUACUUCAAGUACAAGGUGUUCGCAGUGCCUAUUCAUUGAUGCAUAUUGAAGAUGUUUUUGAUGUAUUAAAAUGUAAAAGUAAUUUACGAUACUUUACUCAAUUACUCAAUAUAAAACAUCAACAACGUUUGAAAACAAUUGAACUUCGAAUGAAAUCAAAGUAUACAUUAAAUGAUGUUGAUAAUAGUAAUACAUCUACAUCACAAUCAUCAACACAAGUUCUACUUGUUUUUUCACCAACAUCACAAAAUACAACAGCAACAACAAUAACAUCUAAUUUUAAUUCACAGACUUGUGAAAAUAUAUCCAGAUUAACACCAUCUAUGUCUGGUACUUUCUCAUCUAAUGUAAAUUUUACAGUCGCUCAAUUUCUACGACGUGCUGGUAAACUUUCAGUUUUGCAAGAUAUUGAAAGACAACAUGUGCAUGAUGAAUCUGGAUGUUCUUUAGAAUUACCAAAACAUCAUAAACGACGUCACAAAAAAGCCGCAUCACUAAAUAAUCAUUCACAAGAUUUUACUGAUAGUUUAAUACAAAAUACUGUUCAAAAUACUAUCUUUCAUGCCUUUGAUGAUGCCUACAAAAUGUUAUUUGUAUUUGAUAUUGAUAAAACUUUAAAAGAGUCACACAAAAGUACUUUGAAUGAAAUAAGUACAUUUGUUCGAGUUCAAAUCGAACGGAAAUCUCAUACUACUGAUUAUAGCGAGAAUUGGGACGAAUAUUCAGAUGAAGAAUCCGAUUCUGAACAGGUAAAUACGUCUGAUGAUUGUUAUGUAAGUACAGAAAGUUCUGCCGAAGAUGCAACGAAAGAGUUGCUUUCUAAUUCUAAUCGAGAAACAUCAGAGUUUAAAGGAAUAAGAAUUUUUAAUGAAAUUUCUAGUUCACAAAUCAAUUCAUAUUUUCGUAGUAAACACGAUGGAAAGAAAAAGUUUAUGCACAAGCAAACUGCUUGCUGGCUCCUUACCGACAAUAAACCUACACUUUCAGCUGAUCGACUUCAUCGUAUUCAGUAA
Molecule: messenger RNA, 1074 nt
Organism: Adineta steineri
Lineage: Eukaryota; Metazoa; Rotifera; Eurotatoria; Adinetida; Adinetidae
Source: the annotation of a GenBank genome assembly